GCAGAGGCGGCGCGGCGCGAGAAGGAGGCUGCGGACAAGAGGGCGGAGGAGGAGAAGGCGAGGCGGCGCUCAAAGGCGGCGGAGGCAACGGCUGCCAAGAAGGAGGCCAAGGCGAAGAACAAUAAGGCCAAGAAGGCGCCGUCCGCCUUGAAGCUCGAGGAGGAGCGGAGGGCGCGGGCUGCGGCAGAGCUGCGAGAGCAGGAGGAGAGGGCGGCGCGGCUGGCUGCUGAGCAGGAGGCGGCGAGGCGGGCGGAGCGCGAGGCGGCAGAGCUAGCGGGUGCGGCAGAGCAGGCGGCGCUGCGCGAGGAUGCGGAGCUGGCAGAGGCGCUGCGCCGGUCAGAGAGAGAUGCGGAGGAGGAGGCUCUGGCGCGUCGGGUGUCGCGGUGCGAGGAGGCAGUGAGCAGCGAGUCGACCGGCGGCGGGGACCUGAUGCGGCGUGUCGAGCGGCUGGAGGCGAGCCUCGGCGCGGCGACCGAGGGCAGCCUCGAGGAGCGGGUCGGCGCCAUCGAGCGCUUGAUCGGGCCAGAGGCGGGAGAGGCGGCGGAGCAGCAUCUGCCAGUCACUGAGCCGCUUGCUGCCGUCUCACUAGCUGACGCCGGCCUCGACACGGGGCGGCCGGCUGCCCCCGAGUCCACGAUAGGGGGAGAGACCACGUGCAUCGUGUGUUUCGCGAGAGUCAAGUCGCAUGCUGCGGUUCCGUGCGGGCACUUGUGCGCUUGCGGGCCAUGCUCUGAGCUGAUGCGAGAGUGCCCUUACUGCCGCGAGCCAGCGAUGAUGUGGAUGGUUCCGCGUCCGGUCUAG
This is a messenger RNA of Emiliania huxleyi CCMP1516, 801 nucleotides long. RefSeq lists its product as hypothetical. NCBI's taxonomy places the organism in Eukaryota, Haptophyta, Isochrysidales, Noelaerhabdaceae. The record is from RefSeq and is a predicted model, not a curated record. The transcript has a single exon. The annotation marks the transcript as partial.